AUGACGCGGAUACUGGAUGCCGAGCGCGCCUCGGGCCACGGUACGCCGGUGUACGUGACCGUGUGGGACCUGACGCCGCCUUCGAUGUGGACGAGUGCGGCGCGCGGGUUGGGGCUGGGCAUCUUUCACACCAACGUGUGGUUCCCCGACCUGUCGGUGGAAUGGGCGUUUGGGGGCCAUGGAUACCGCGAUGUGAGCGGCGUGUUUUCAAUCCCACGCGAUCCGAUCGUGCUGGAUGCAGUGCACGAGCGGGUGAUUGCCGCCGCAGGCAAGGAUCUAGAUCCCGUGCUGGCAGAGAAACCACAUACCCUCGAUGGGUUGUCGUGGCUGUGCCCCGAAGAUAUCCCAGCACCAGGAGAACCACCGCUACCAGGCGCACAGUACAUGGGCGCGUACUUUAUCGGAUACGCGGGUCAGUCCGACCAGCCUUCACGGCCACACGCAGAGGUGAAGCCGUGGGCAAGUGCGCAAUCUGGCAAAGCUGCUUUUCGAGAGCCAGCCGCUUCGGUCGAGCCGUACUUUACACACGCUUCAUCCAUUCUUGCCCAAAGAGGAGGCGCUACAUACCUCUCGACAUCGCUGUCAAGCCCGAGCGAGCAUGCGGAGGGGAGAUCCGAUGGACGACAUCCUCGGCAUCGCGGUGCGCGUCUGGCAUCGGUGGCGCACGUGCAAGCCACGAUGCAGGAGCUGCGCAACGAAGCCGACUGGAUGGGCCCGACGUACGAUCUCGUCUCGCACAACUGCAACCACUUUGCCGACGCCGUAUGCCGGCGCUUGACGGGCGCCGCGCUGCCAGCCUGGAUCAACCGCAGCGCCGCCGUGGGACGCAACCUCAUCUGGGCCAUCCCCAAGUCCAUCCUCGACAUAGACACUCGCGUUCCUCUCGAGGACGAUGACCUCACCAACCUCGACCACGCACCACCACAAGACACGCAAUGA
Molecule: messenger RNA, 939 nt
Organism: Moesziomyces antarcticus
Lineage: Eukaryota; Fungi; Basidiomycota; Ustilaginomycetes; Ustilaginales; Ustilaginaceae
Exons: 1
Coding region: 1-939 (312 amino acids)
Biological process (GO): protein deubiquitination
Molecular function (GO): deubiquitinase activity
Source: RefSeq, a predicted model, not a curated record